CUCAUAAUUAUAUUUAAGGCAUUUUCAUUGGUCGAAGCAACUCGUCCUACAUCACAUGUUCGGGUUCAAGAAAGGUCAGCGGUUAAAACAACUUGCGAUAUUUGCAUAAGGUUGCGAACUGCACCAUUUGUAUACAGUUUUUGCAUAGAGAGGAGUACAUUUGAUAUAUGUGUAAGAAAUCAAGUGAGUGAUACAGACCAUGCCUGCUCACAGCUUUGAUGAAGCUUCGGUUAUAUCGGGUAACUUAGAGCCGGUGUCACCAGUCAUAGGUGAUGGAGCCCAACACAUUGUUACAAACCCGCCACGUUGUAGUGGGCAGGUAGUCAUCAGUGGUGUGUCUUGUCGCCUCCCACAGUCUGCCAACAUGGAGGAGUUUACUGACAACUUGAUGAACGGUGUUGACAUGGUUACAGAAGAUGAUUCUCGAUGGACUCCUGGUCUCUAUGGGUUACCAAGGAGAAGUGGUAAACUAAAGAACCUGUCCAAGUUUGACGCUGCAUUCUUUGGAGUGCACCCCAAACAAGCCAACAGUAUGGAUCCACAGCUAAGACUUCUCUUGGAGGUCACAUAUGAGGCGAUUGUUGAUGCAGGUGUAAACCCAGACACAGUUCGUGGUUCAAGGACAGGGGUAUUUAUUGGCGCCAGUGCAUCUGAGAGUCAUGAAGCCUGGUCAGCAGACCCUGAGGCAGCCCCUGGGUACAGCAUGACGGGCUGUACACGGUCCAUGUUCGCUAACAGACUUUCUUACUUCUUUGAUUUCAAAGGUCCGAGCUAUACAGUUGACACAGCCUGUUCUUCAAGUCUUCUCGCCUUGGACCAGGCUUUGCACAGCAUCCGCACUGGCCUUUGUGAGGCGGCCAUUGUUGGCGGCUCCAACCUGUGCCUCAAACCGGCAGUGGCUGCACAAUUCAUGAAACUGGGCAUGCUCUCGCCAGACGGCAUGUGUAAAUCAUUUGACGCACAAGGCAAUGGAUACUGUCGCAGUGAAGGUGUGAUUGCCAUGUAUCUGCAGAAGGAACCAGUUGCUAGAAGGAUCUACUGCACUCUUGUCCAUUCCAAAACAAAUAGUGAUGGCAACAAAGAACAGGGCAUCACAUUUCCAUCAGGUGCUGUACAGAAACAGUUGUUGGAGGAGGUAUACUCCGAGGCAGGACUCAGCCCAGCCCUGGUGUCCUAUGUGGAGGCCCAUGGGACAGGCACAAAGGCAGGGGAUCCACAGGAAGUGAACACAAUAUGUGACAUAUUCUGCAAAGGUAGGACAGAACCUUUGCCCAUCGGUUCGGUGAAAUCCAAUAUGGGGCACUCUGAGCCUGCCUCAGGACUGGCAGCUGUUGCUAAAGUGAUAGUUGCUAUGGAGGAAGGUUGCAUCCCUGGUAACCUGCACUUCCAUGAACCAAACCCAGAUAUUCCAGGCCUGGCUGACGGGCGGUUGAAGGUUGUAGACAGAAAUAUAACAUGGCGUGGUGGACUGGUGGGUGUCAACUCCUUUGGGUUUGGAGGUUCCAAUGUUCAUGCGGUAUUAAAGUCCAAUUACACCAGCGAGAAAACAUUAUGUAGGAACUGUGAGAAGAAACGUUUGCUUGUGCAUAGCUCAAGGUCAGAAGAUGGGUUGAAGAAAGCAUUGAAGAAGGUAAGAGGUCAUUCCAGUGACCUUCACCUUCACAAACUCCUGCAUGAGACAGCACACCUUCCGGUCAGCACCCAUCCAUACAGAGGCUUCACAGUACUGAAUGGCUCAGAGAAUGUUAAUGUGCAGCGGUGCUCAGAUGACGGUAGGCCUGUCUGGUAUGUGUUUGCGGGAAUGGGCACACAAUGGCCGACCAUGGGCCGCCAGAUGAUGGAGAUGGAAGUGUUCAAAGAGUCGAUCCUGAAAUCUGACGCCAUCCUGCGUCCGUAUGGAGUGAAACUGUACGACCUGCUGUUGAACGAAGAUGAUAAUGCUCUGGAAGACACUGUCCACUCUUUUGUUGGAAUUGCCGCUAUUCAGGUAGCUUUGGUAGAUGUCCUCUCGCAGAUGGGAAUCUCUGCUGACGGCAUUGUGGGCCACUCAGUUGGAGAGCUCGGUUGUGCGUACGCUGAUGGAAGUCUGACUGCGGAAGAGACAGUGCUAGCUGCGUACUGGAGAGGGCGCUGUAUUCAGAAUGCCAAACUUCCACCCGGAGGAAUGGCAGCAGUUGGUCUCACAUGGCAGGAAGCCCAAGAACAGUGCCCCCAGGGAGUGGUGCCUGCGUGCCACAAUGCCAAGGACACAGUUACCAUAUCAGGACCACAGGCACUGGUGCAUGCCUUUGUACAGCAGCUCAAGGACAGACAGGUGUUUGCCAAGGAGGUGAACAGUGCUGGGGUUGCCUUCCACUCGUACUACAUGAAGGACAUUGCCUCUUCCUUGAAGACUGCUCUGGAUCAGGUGAUCACUUCACCACGGAGACGCAGCAGUCGCUGGGUGAGCUCAUCCAUUCCAGAAGCUCAGUGGUCAUCGGAGCUCGCUCAAUUCUCCUCCGCAGACUAUCACGUAAACAACCUUGUUAGCCCAGUGCUGUUCCAGGAGGCACUGCAGCAUGUGCCUAGCAACGCAGUUGUCAUAGAGAUAGGACCCCACUGCCUCCUUCAGGCCAUUCUGAAGAGGUCCCUUGCCAAGGAAUGCUGCAUUGUGGGAUUAAUGAAGAGAGGACAUGAGGAUAAUCUGGAAUUCUGUCUCAGCAGUCUUGGAAAAUGCUACCAGAAUGGUAUGAAGUUGAAUCCCCUGGGUGUGUGCCCCAGUGUCCAUUACCCGGUUCCCCGAGGCACUCCCAUGAUAUCACCCCUUGUCUCCUGGGACCACACCCACUCCUGGAAUGUCCCAACGGCCGACAUGUUCGUGGGGGGCGGAGCUAACUCCUCUGGGUGUGGCUUUGAUAUUGACAUAUCUGGCGAUUCAGAAGACCAGUCUCUGAUUGGCCACAAAAUUGAUGGGCGUGUCCUGUUUCCUGCCACUGGUUACCUGAUGUUGGCAUGGAAGACUUUGGCAAAGUUGAAUCAUAAGAAUUUCGAAGAAAUGCCAGUCAAGUUUGAGGAUUUUACCAUUCACAGGGCAACUAUAUUGCCUGACCAUGGAAAAGUUCAUUUCUUAGUUACGGUCAUGUCAGGGACAGGUAACUUUGAGAUACUAGAGGGAGGCAGUGUGGUUGCUAAUGGUAGAGUUACUUCCCUUGAGGAUGGGGAUGCGAUUGUGCCUACAGGGUUGCCAGGGGAGACUACUGGUGACUUCCAGCUUUCAGCAGCUGACAUCUACAAGGAACUGAGGCUGCGUGGCUAUGACUAUGGUCCCACCUUCCAGGGCAUCCAUGCUGCUGAUAUGACUGGCACACAAGGUCAGCUACUGUGGACGGGUGACUGGGUCUCAUUCAUGGACACGAUGUUACAGAUGUGCAUUCUGGCCCGCCCAGGCCAGGGACUGUGUCUGCCCACACGUAUCAGGUCACUAUCAGUGGACCCUGUCCUUCAUCUGCAAUUGUUGGUCGAACUUUGUCCUGGUGUACAUGGUUUUCCAGUGCAUGUGGACCUGUAUGGUGAUACUUGUUCAUCUGGUGGAGUUGUCAUACAGAAUCUGCAUGCGAGCUCUGCCCCACGUCGUCAUGACUACCAUACCCCAGUCCUAGAAUCCUACACCUUCAUACCCAACAUAGGCUACACUCCAGUCAGCACAUCCCAGUCUCUUGACCAAUAUGUGGCAGCUUGCUCCAGAUAUGCUAGAUCUGGGCUUUUGAAAAUUCUUGACUCGUGUCAAGGGAAUGGUAAGAUUAUUCGUCAGUUCUUGGAAAGUGAACCAUUCCAUGAUGAACAACUGGGCACUGAAUCGUCAUUAAGCGAGCAGGGCAGUCUUUUCUCAGUAUUACAACAGAUAUUUGAUUCUAGUCCCGGCUCUGAUCAGAGUUUUCCUAGUCAUCUUGACAGUAUUGUGAAGGCAAACCAAGACAUUCUUAAGACUGACCAAGUUUUCACACAGUUGUUGGAACCAAAGACCCUUAAACCAUGUUUAGAUUUGGUUGUUGAAAAUAUACCUACAUUAAACUUGCGGAUAAUGGAAGUGUCUGGGUCCACAAUUCUGCAGCGGGCCAUGAAACUCUUGUCCACUCAUCCCACUCUUCAGACGACAUUCACUAUUGCAUCACAUGACAGUAUUAAAGAAGAACUUGAAGGCAUUGAGUAUAUGAAAUGGUCGCCAGACGAAAAACCCACUGGAGGGAAAAGAUCUCAUCUUGUGAUUAUGGAUAAUGUUCUCCAUAAUCAGCACAAUUUUGAAACCAGUCUUAGAAAUGUUCAAGAAUCUCUAGAAGAUGGUGGGUUUGUUCUGAUUCAAGAGCAUACCAAAGAGUUCCACUUGGCCUUUGUAUUGGAGAAAUUUGAUGAUAUAUUGUAUGAAAAUGAUAUUGAAGGUAGAUCUUGUGGUAUUUAUUGUUCAGCUGAAAAAUGGAGGAAUGUAUUCUCAGAAAAUUGUAUGGAUGUUGUGUUUGAAAGAUCUGAUUCCAUUUCAUCACUUUUCUUGUUAAGAAAGUGUAACCAGUCAAAAGUUACCGUUCAGAGGGUACUAAAUGUGUCAGAAAUGAACUUUUCAUGGGUGGAUGAGUUGAAGGCAGAGAUAGCGUUAUUGCAGUCUCGGCCAAAGGGAGAGAACCUAUGGUUGAAAGCAGACGUAAAUAUCAGUGGCAUCAUUGGAAUGGUCAACUGCUUGAGACAGGAACCAGGCGGAGAUAGGAUACGCUGCAUAUUCACUGACGGAACUGAUGACAGGAAUGAUCAGAUGUUGAAACUGUGCAGACGAAACCUCGUUAUGAAUGUGUGGCAGGGCUCCACGUGGGGAACAUUAAGACAUCUGCCUUUACAAGCAAGUUUGACCAAGCCAUGCAAGCAUGCCUUUGUGAAUGUUCAGACACGUGGGGACCUUUCUAGCCUGCGUUGGAUCCAGUCGCCCCUGGAGCACCACGUAGCCGUAGACAAGACUUCUGACCUCUGUGAGGUCCACUACGCCUCGCUGAACUUUCGCGACAUAAUGUUGGCCACAGGAAAGCUUCCCCCAGAUGCCAUCCCAGGUCACCAUGCCAACCAGGACUGUCUGCUGGGCAUGGAGUUCUCUGGUAGAGACUCGUCCGGGCAGAGAGUGAUGGGGCUAGUCCCAGCUAAAGGCUUGGCAACAUUUGUUGAUGUCAACAAGACCUUCCUGUGGCCUAUACCUGACCACUGGUCACUCCAGGAUGCUGCUACAGUUCCUGUUGUCUAUACCACAGCCUACUAUGCCCUGGUCGUCAGGGGCCAUAUUCACCAUGGUAACCGAGUGCUCAUUCACUCCGGAAGUGGUGGGGUGGGACAGGCAGCUAUUGCAAUUGCGCUCAGCUAUGGUUGUGAGGUAUUUACCACUGUGGGAUCUAAGGAAAAGAAGGAAUACCUGAAACAACGCUUCCCACAACUGGAAGACAAACAUUUUUUCAACUCCAGAGACACUUUCUUUGAGCAUGGGAUUCUUACUGCCACAAAGGGCAAAGGGGUCGACAUUGUGUUGAAUUCACUAGCUGAAGAGAAAUUACAGGCGAGUUUACGAGUUCUAGCCCAGCAUGGUCGUUUCUUGGAGAUUGGAAAGUUUGAUCUCUCAAAUAACAGCAAUUUAGGCAUGUCCGUUUUCCUGAAGAACAUCAGUUUCCAUGGUAUUCUACUGGAUGCCCUGUUUGAGCCUGGGAACCAGGACUGGGCGGCUGUGUCAGAUCUGCUGCGGGCAGGGAUCCAGUCAGGCGCGGUACUGCCCCUUCAGGGCUCUGUGUUUGACAGGGAUGAUGUGGAGGGGGGCUUCCGAUAUAUGGCCCAGGGCAAACACAUCGGCAAAGUGCUUAUACAGGUACAAACAGAAGUCAAUGAGUCCCCUGUCCCAGUGUUAGCCCUCCCUCGAACCUCCUGCCACUCAGAGAAAUGUUACGUGAUCACAGGAGGGCUGGGGGGGUUUGGCCUUGAACUUGCCCAGUGGCUUGUGGACCGGGGAGCCACCUGCCUGGUUCUCACCUCCAGGUCAGGGGUCAAAACUGGGUACCAGGCCAGGAAGAUUCACCAGUUGAAGGAGCGAGGUGUUGAGGUCAUUGUAUCUACAGCAGAUGUGUGCGACCAGUCUAUUGCACAUGACCUUGUGACCCAGAUUUGCCCGAGGCCCCUGGGGGGUGUUUUCCACCUUGCUAUGGUUUUGAAAGAUGGUUAUAUUGAGAACCUAGAUGUUGAAUCAUUCAACAGAGUAUGUGAGCCAAAAGUGACUGGCACUAUCAAUCUUGAUAAGGUCACAAGAGAGUGUUGUAAGGAGAGCUGUGAUUGGUUUGUUGUGUUCUCUUCUGUAAGCUGUGGGCGCGGAAAUGCUGGCCAAUCAAAUUAUGGUUUUGCAAAUUCUGUCAUGGAAAGAAUUUGUGAAGACAGACAGAAAUGUGGUUUCCCAGGUUUGGCUGUACAGUGGGGAGCAAUUGGCGAUGUUGGCAUUGUCUUGGAAACCAUGGGUAACAAUGACACAGUGAUAGGUGGCACACUUCCGCAACGAAUCACGUCCUGUUUGUCAACUCUUGACCUGUUUCUUUGCCAAUCAGCUCCUGUAGUCUCAAGCUUUGUGCCUGCUGAGAGGGAGUCCACUGGUGGGAAUUCUCAUGAGAAAAUUGACCUGGUCCAUGCUGUGUGUCAUAUACUAGGCAUAUCUGACCCAAGUAGCAUCAAUCCUGAUGUGACGCUUGGUGACCUUGGCCUAGAUUCCAUGAUGAGUGUAGAGGUGAAGCAGACUCUUGAGAGAGGCUUUGACAUUGUCAUGGCUGCAAGGGAUAUUAGACUGCUCACUAUCAACAAACUGGCUUCCUUGGCAACAGGUCAGGGUCAGGAACAGAGUUCACAAGUCAAAGUUGAAGGCCAUACAACCAAGGAUACACAAGGGAUAUCUCAGGUGGACGUCUUGCCAACAGAUUUGAUAGUCCCAUUAAAUGAGGGAAAGUAUGGAAGGACCAGGCUGUAUGUCAUUCAUCCUAUUGAAGGAACUGUGUCCAGUCUGCGAGAAGUAGCCAGCUACAUACACUGCCCAGUGUUUGGUGUCCAAUGUACCACCGAGGUCCCUCUGACAAGUAUACAGGAUAUGGCAGCCUUUUACAAAUCUGCUAUCACAAAACACAAUGGACUAGAGCCUUUCCAUUUGAGCGGCUAUUCGUUUGGGGCCUGUGUUGCCAUAGAGAUAGCAUUGCAGUUCGACCAAUCAUCUGACAGCCUCACUUCACCAUUGGCCUCGCUUAGCCUGUUAGAUGGGUCACACAAGUUUGUGGCUGCCCACACAGGCUCCUUCAGGCAACAACUCAGUAUCACUGACAGUUCUCAAGCGGAAACUGCUGCAAUGUGCAGCUUCAUGGAGAUAUAUGGAGUUCCCAUGAAGUCUGAGGCGACUGCAAAGCUGUCACAAGCUUCAUCCUUUGAGGAAAGACUACGACUUACAGCCGAGACAAUCGUGUCAACUCGUCCCAGCAUCUCCCAAUCCGACCUUGAAAUGGCUGCCAGGGCUUUCUUCAGUCGACUGAUGAUCAGUGAAACGUAUCGACUCGGCCUUACAAGCUCACGAGAUGUCACCCUGUUUGUGGCCGAGAGCAGCAGCAUGGUCUCUGGGCAUCUAGGCAGUGACUAUGGUCUCAAGGAGGUUUUCUCCGGCACAGUCCAUAUGCAUAAGGUCCCUGGUGAUCAUGUGACAUUCAUAACUGGGAACUCCGGGAAGCAAGUUGCAGUCUUAUUGGAAGAUUUCAUGUCAACGUCUCCAUGUAAAAGGUGUCUGAAUUAACAAAACAGGUCAUGAUACUGUGCAAUUAUAUAUUUCUAUUGAAAGAGGAAGAAGACUAAUUCAAAGUGUUUUUGUUUUCCAAAAUGUAUGCUGCAUAUCAGGUUUUCCCAAUAUUUAAUGGUUGUUGAUGCAUUGAUACCAUAUGAUAUUUAUUUCUGAUACAUUGAUGUAUAUAAUUUGUUGGAAAAAGAAAGCUACAAUAAGUCAAACUAGGCCUGUGAAACUUUCAGACUAUUUUAUUUAUUACAUAUACAUUCUUCAAAAUGUAUUUUGUAUUGUUAAAUUACAUAUACAUUCUUCUAAUAGGUUUUAUUUUGUAUUUGUUCAAUUACAUAUACAUUCUUCUAAAAUGUUGCGUUUUGUAUUGUUAAAUUACAUAUACAUUCUUCUUAUAGGUUGUAUUUUGUUUUUGUUAAAUUACAUAUACAUUCUUCUAAAAUGUUGUGUUUUGUAUUGUUAAAUUAUAUUAUACAUUUUUCUAAACUCCUGUUCUUUGUGUUGUUAAAUUACAUAUACAUUCUUCUAAAAUAUUGUAUUUUUAUGCCCCCGGAUAGAUAGAUCGGGGUUAUAUUGUUUCUGGCCUGUCUGUCUGUCCCAAAACUUCAAGGUUACAGUAAAGUUUUGCAAUAACUUUUGAAAUAUUGAACAUAGGAACUUAAUAUUUGGCAUGCAUGUGUAUCUCAUGGAGCUGCACAUUUUGAGUGGUGAAAGGUCAAGGUCAUCCUUCAAGGUCAAAGUAAAAAAAAAAAGAAAAGCGGUGCAUUAGGGGGCGUUGUGUUUCUGACAAACACAUCUCUUGUUCAUUGUAAAAUUACAUAUAAAUUUUUGUAAAAUAUUGUAUUUGUAUGUCUCCCACCACUAUAGUGGGGGAAAUAUUGUUUUUGCCCUGUCCGUUUGUUUGUUAGUUUGCCCCAACUUUAACAUUUGCCAUAACUUUUGCAAUAUUGAAGAUAGCAACUUCAUAUUUGGCAUGCAUGUGUAUCUUAUGGAGCUGCACAUUUUUAACGGUGAAAGGUCAAGGUCAUCAUUCAAGGUCAAAGGUCAAAUAAAUAGAUCAAAAUCGCUCAUUUAAUGUACACUUUUGCAGUAUUGAAGCUAGCAACUUGAUAUUUGGCAUGCAUGUGUAUCUCAUGGAGCUGCACAUUUUGAGUGGUGAACGGUCAAGGUCAAAGUCAUCCUUCAAGGUCAAAGGUAAUAUAUAUGGGGACAUAGUGUGUUUCACAAACACAUCGCUUGUUAAUUGUUAAAUUACAUAUACAAACUAAUAAAAUGUUGUUUUUUA
This is a messenger RNA of Dreissena polymorpha, 9089 nucleotides long. RefSeq names its product fatty acid synthase-like. NCBI's taxonomy places the organism in Eukaryota, Metazoa, Mollusca, Bivalvia, Myida, Dreissenidae. Bases 200 to 7807 code for a protein of 2535 amino acids. Gene Ontology annotation, biological process: fatty acid biosynthetic process. Gene Ontology annotation, molecular function: oxidoreductase activity; phosphopantetheine binding; fatty acid synthase activity. The transcript is spliced from 29 exons. The record is from RefSeq and is a predicted model, not a curated record.